This is a messenger RNA of Iphiclides podalirius (scarce swallowtail), 3870 nucleotides long. The record is from the annotation of a GenBank genome assembly. Lineage: Eukaryota; Metazoa; Arthropoda; Insecta; Lepidoptera; Papilionidae.
AUGGAGGAAGUCAUCAAAACUGAGUGUCUCCGUAGCUUAGCUCCAAACUGGAGUCUAGCUGGAGACAAAAAGCUUCUCUGUCUCUUACAAGAUAUUCACCAGAAAAUAAUGACCCGCUGUCAAGAAACAAGCUCAAAGUUAGAAGAGAUGAUGAUUGCACUUGAUGGUGCCAACAUCGACUUGCAGAAUGUCAACAACAAAUUCAUGGCCCUCAGUAAUAGUCAGUUUAUAGAGAGCAGAGUUUACGACGACGACUUGGAAGUCACCACUGAGGACAAAGUAACUAAGGCAGAGAGUGCUGUAACUCCUAACCAGGAUAUGACAGAGCUUGCCAAGCUAAAGCAGAGCCUGAAGGUCUUGGAAUCCAUGCAUGAAAGCGUCAGAAUUAUCGACAGCGAUAGUGAUUCUGAUUCGGAUGAGGUGGAUGGAAGAAUGGUAUUCAGGCCUAAGGAUUUAUACGCCGGGCGGCCUUUGCCUUACAUCAUUGGGUCGCAAGCUUGGAAAAAUAAAUGGCAUGCUGGCAUACUCGCCGAGGACAGCGACAGCGAUGAUACCACAUCGAAGCAAGACGACGAAGUGCCGGAGCAGUACUCAGAGUCGGAGUCCGAGUUGACGGACACGCGGACGGACAGAUUGGUUCAGCAGCAAAGAACAGUCUCGUCGAAUAGCUCUAUGGCGGACUCAGAGCCGAGCGCCCCAGCGGCACCUGUCACCCAAGCGAACAUAGCCGCCGAGUUGGCGCGGAAAUUGGGUGGGAACUUGCCCGAGAUCCCAGUUAGUACACCGGAUCUAGAGCCAGAAUCAGCUAAGCCGCCCACUGGCCCGUCACUAAUUUAUAAACCGCAAAACCCUCCAAUCUCAACAAUUUUCUUCGACGAGCCGCCACCCAUAGAUCAAUCAUAUCAAUCGGACAGGGAUGAUUACAACGACGAAGAAGACGACGAUAUUUUCGCAGAGCUGCACAAAACGAAACCGUCCUCCACUACGAACAAAGACCAAAGUCGGUUGAACGAGGAUCUUUUCGGCGAUUUUAAUAAUUCUCCUGAUAUCGCUAGUGAUUUAUUCGGUACCGAGAAAAGAGACUCCACAACUGCCCAGAUAAAUAAUGUUGAACCUGCAAAGGAAAGUGAUAAGAAACCCAUCGGCGGUAUCUCACUUUUCGGUUCUAGUAAAGGAACCGAAAGCAUCGGUGCUGCAAUCCUCAAACGGAAUCAACGUAAAACCUAUAGUUCAGAUGAAGAGAGUGAAAAGGGAAUGAUCAUAAAUAAACAGAAACCUACGAAAGAACCAGAGAAGGCAGAUGCAAAAAAUAAAGAAGAUCCAACGGGAAUAGUUGGUGAUGCCGAAACUAAAAAGUCUAUUGGUAAAUUGAAAUCAAUGAUUAUCAAUAUCGAUGUAAAUUCACUACUACCAGGAGCUUCCCCUAAAAAAGUUAAAGUUCUUGAACAAGUUGAUGGUCAAGUUGUGUCAUCAUCAAACGUUAACACAGGCAUCGAAAAAGGGGACGCGGAACCAAAACUUGUUAAAUCUGUCAGUUUUGAAGGUGAAGCAGAUUCAGAGUUGCUUGAUAAUAAGUUGUCUAAGGAACGAGCUAAAAUACAAGUUAAAAGGCGUCCGUCUACCAGAAGAGCUAGACGCGAGGCCGUUAAAAGGUCUGGUAUUGAUUUCGUGAGUGAAGAUGUAACAGAUAACUCCCAUAACAUUAAUAAUGUACAAGUCGCAACAGUUACAGGCGCAACUGAAAAUACAGGCAAAGAAACUGUUCAAGAUAUUGUUAAAGCUAGCAGGGAACAAAAUAUCAAAUCUAAAGUUGUAUACAUUUUGAACGAUGAAGAUAUAUUUUCGAAUGUAAACACAAAUUACACUGUUGGGCACAGUGGCGGAGCAGUUAUAUCAAAUAUAAAAGAAAAUUCGCAGAAACUCAAAACCGAUGUUAACAAAUCUUCUGACGAUGAUGAUAUUUUCAAAAAAAUCAAGGGUGCAAAACUCGUAAGCUCAACUGCAUUAAAUUUAACUGGAAAAAAAGAACAACAAACUAGUGACACUUUUGGCAAACCCGAUGAUGUAUUCCAAAGUAAAACGGACAGAGAAAACCAAAAUGUCACCAUCAAAGCCGUAAACAAUAUGGAAAAAAAUACAGCUUCUAUUUUCGAUAAUUUGAGUGAUGAUGAAACUGAACUAUUUCAAGGCAAGAAACCAUUUGCACAGAAAACGAAAAAUAUAUUUGGUUCGGAUAGUGAUGAAGAGCUUUUUGGGAUCAAUGCUAAAAAACCGGUUGAGCAUAGAGAAGACAUACAAAAAUCUACAAGUUUUAAAGUGGAGGUGAAAAAAUCACUUUUCGAUGAUGACAGCGAUGACGAUCUUUUCGGUAGAAAAUCCAGUAGUUCAGCUCAAGAAUUUAAAUUCGCAAGGUUACUUUCUGGCAAUGAGAAGAAAACACGCGAUCGAGUAUUAAAAGCAUUAAAAAAAUGGCUUUUGAAUUGCUUUGAAAAAAAUUAUGAAUUUAAGGAGGAUGAUUUUACUCGUGUUUGGAAAGGAUUAUUUUAUGCUAUGUGGAUGUCAGACAAACCUUUAAUCCAGGAAGAAUUGUGUGAGAGUAUAGCUGGAAUAUUGGAUUUAUUUCCAGUAGAACAAAUAAAACAUGCUGUUCUUAUGACUAAGGCUGGUUUCAAAGUGUUAGCCACAGAGUGGUAUGGAAUUGACCAGCAUCGUAUGGAUAAAUUUAUGAUGUUUGUGCGUCGUUUCUUACGUGGCAGCUUGCGGUGUCUCAAACGCUGUAAUUGGAGUCAGGAGAGUUGCAGUAUUUAUACAAAAAUGUUAACAGCAAGUGAUGGUAUAUUGGCUCUUAAAACACCAUCUUAUGCCCGUAACGCCAUGUCUAUGAUUCUCCAUUUUGUGGACUGCUUCCUUGAAGAGUUAGCUAAGGUGUCGAAGGGUGAAAUACCGGAUGAGAGCGUAGUUUGUCUGAUGCGUCCGUUCUCCGCUCAAGUGUGCGGGGGAGAAACUCUAGCGCUCUGCAUCGCCUCUCGGAGACUGCUCACCGCAUUGCUGCGUCAAAGCGAGCAAGGCUUGCAGUACGCAGAUGCUGAAAACGCUUGGCAAAACAUGGGCUGUCCGCCAGGGGGUCCGGAAGCUUUGGAGUUGGAAAUGGAGGAAGGCGACGAGCAAACAGACCCAGAAGACGAGGAAGAUUCUGAAAAGGUAUCAGCUUUGGACCCCCGUGCGGGUAAAGUCGACGUGAUACUGCCAUUGCUCCCAGUGCCUGCUGGUCUACUGGCAGAAGACAUGCGACGCCUCAUGGAGUCUACUUCUUGCGCGUCUAAAGCCUUCAAACGUGCCAAGAUCUGUCUGCAACGUUUCGAGCAGCUAAGCAAGAACGAGUACCCGCUACGCGUGAAAGAUUCGGACUUCCUUGCCGAAGUUGGGGAUAUGGCGCCGAAGCCUGAGCAAGUAGCCAAGAGGCUGAGAGCGCUCGAAAAGCGCUUAGUGACAGCUUCCGAUGAAUUGGCUCUGAGAGGUUUGAGCCGGAAACACCGUAAACGUCUUUUAGCCAAAAGCCGCGCAGGUUUGAGCAUAAUCGAGGAUGUUGCCAAAGCAGGCUUGGAAGUGCCCGCAGAGUCAACUGCUGGUGAUUGGGAAAUAGAAGUAGCGGAUGAGAAUAAGCAAACCAAAUCCAAAAAGGACACAUCAGAUAAGGAAAACCAAACUGCAAAUAAGAAGAGAUCGAACAGAAAAAGGAAACUAGAAUUGAAUGCAGAUAAAACAUCAACAGCAGCGAAAAAAGUUAAACCUGCGAAACCUACAGAGAUCCAAAAAAAUAAAGAGCGUAAAUCUAAAGAAGCAAUCAAUAUGGUGAAAAUCCACACUCCU